AUGGAGGCGCCGCGGAGCCCCCCGGGGCCGGAGGCCGGGCGCGCCCGGGGGGGGCUGGAGCCGGCCGGCGGCUGCCCCUCGCCGCUGGAGCUGCGCUCCGCCCCCAGCAAGAAGAUCUGGAUCAAGCUGCGGGCGCUGCUGCGCUACAUGGUGAAGCAGCUGGAGACGGGCGAGGUGAACAUCGAGGAGCUCAAGAGGAACCUGGAGUACACGGCGUCGCUGCUCGAGGCCGUCUACAUCGACGAGACGAGGCAGAUCCUGGACACGGAGGACGAGCUGCAGGAGAUGCGCUCGGACGCGGUGCCCUCGGAGGUGCGCGACUGGCUGGCCUCCACCUUCACGCAGCAGACGCGGGCCAAGGGCCGCCGCUCCGAGGAGAAGCCCAAGUUCCGCAGCAUCGUCCACGCCGUGCAGGCCGGCAUCUUCGUCGAGAGGAUGUUUCGCCGGACGUACACGGCCGUGGGGCCCAGCUACUCCACCUCGGUCCUCAACUGCCUGAAGAGCCUCGACCUGUGGUGUUUCGACGUGUUCGCGCUGAACCGGGUGACGGAGGAUCACGCCCUGAGGACCAUCGUCUUCGAGCUCUUCACCCGACACAACCUCAACAGCCGCUUCAAGAUCCCCACGGUGUUCCUCAUGACCUUGCUGGACGCGCUGGAGGCCGGCUACGGGAAGUACAAGAACCCCUACCACAACCAGAUCCACGCCGCCGACGUCACCCAGACCGUGCACUGCUUCCUGCUCCGCACCGGCAUGGUGCACUACCUGACGGAGAUCGAGGUCCUGGCCAUCGUCUUCGCCGCCGCCAUCCAUGACUACGAGCACACGGGCACCACCAACAGCUUCCACAUCCAGACCAAGUCGGACUGCGCCAUCCUCUACAACGACCGCUCGGUGCUGGAGAACCACCACAUCAGCGCCGUCUUCCGCAUGAUGCAAGACGACGAGAUGAACAUCUUCGUCAACCUGACCAAAGACGAGUUUGCGGAGCUGCGGGCCUUGGUCAUCGAGAUGGUUCUGGCCACCGACAUGUCCUGCCACUUCCAGCAGGUGAAGUCCAUGAAAACCUCCUUGCAGCAGCUGGAGCGGAUCGAUAAGUCGAAGGUGCUGUCCCUGCUGCUGCACGCCGCCGACAUCAGCCACCCCACCAAGCAGUGGACGGUGCACAGCCGCUGGACCAAAGCCCUCAUGGAGGAGUUCUUCAGACAGGGCGACAAGGAGGCUGAGCUGGGCCUGCCCUUCUCGCCCCUCUGCGACCGCACCUCCACGCUGGUGGCCCAGUCCCAGAUCGGCUUCAUCGACUUCAUCGUGGAGCCCACCUUCUCGGUGCUGACCGACGUGGCCGAGAAGAUGGUGCUGCCCCUCGCGGAGGACGGCUCCAAAGCCAAGGGCAACCCGGCGGGCAGCCAGCAAGCCAGCUCGCAGUGGCGGCAGCCGUCCCUGGACGAGCACCUGGAGCUGGGGGACAUCAACGCGGACCUGGCCAGCUUCCGCGCCACCUGGUCCAAGUACAUCCAGGAGAACAAGCAGAAGUGGAAGGAGCGGGCGGCCAGCGGAAUCACCAACCAGACGUCCAUCGAGGAGCUGCCGCCGUGCGAGGAGGAGCCGCCGGCACCCGGGAGCCGGCACAAGCACAACGGCGACGUGGAAUAGCCCGAGGAGGGAGCGAGGUCCUCGCCCGACCGAGCGAUGCAGUUUAGUCCAAAGUCUUCGAUGCCAUCGAGUUCAGCACCAUUUGCAGGGAAGGAGCCGCCCGGGCCCCGGCCGAUACAAGAAUUAACGCCAACCUCCGACUCCAGAGCAUCCCUGACGUCCCCGGCCGUCCGGGCUGGGGUCCCCGAGCCGCCGGGACCCCCGGGCACCCGGUUCC
This is a messenger RNA of Dromaius novaehollandiae (emu), 1870 nucleotides long. It is a transcript of the gene PDE1B, whose product is annotated as phosphodiesterase 1B. The coding region runs from base 1 to 1653 and encodes 550 amino acids. Gene Ontology annotation, cellular component: neuronal cell body. The transcript has 15 exons. Gene Ontology annotation, molecular function: calmodulin-activated 3',5'-cyclic-GMP phosphodiesterase activity. Gene Ontology annotation, biological process: signal transduction. NCBI's taxonomy places the organism in Eukaryota, Metazoa, Chordata, Aves, Casuariiformes, Dromaiidae. The record is from RefSeq and is a predicted model, not a curated record.